Exophiala xenobiotica is the source of this 1932-nucleotide messenger RNA. RefSeq lists its product as uncharacterized. NCBI's taxonomy places the organism in Eukaryota, Fungi, Ascomycota, Eurotiomycetes, Chaetothyriales, Herpotrichiellaceae. The record is from RefSeq and is a predicted model, not a curated record. Gene Ontology annotation, molecular function: ribonuclease T2 activity; RNA binding. Gene Ontology annotation, biological process: RNA catabolic process. The transcript has 2 exons. Bases 450 to 1421 code for a protein of 323 amino acids. Gene Ontology annotation, cellular component: extracellular region.
GUAAAAGUCCUCCAGAUCUUCCAUUCGUCUUUCGCUCUUGGCUUAUCUCGCUCUCCAAUCACUUCGGCACGAGCAGACCCUGUCGUGCAGGUACACCUUUAGUUUCUCUUUCAUUGCUACCAUAUCCUUGAACUACCUACGAGCUAUAUCAUCAUCCGCUUGUCCAAGGCUUGGAGCUUCAAGAACUUUCAGGCAGGUGCUUGAUGCACGCCCUCCGACUCGCCAGUACUUGUGUUCUGUUCUCCACAACCAGGAUCGAGGAUCUAUCUUUUAAGCGAUGAAGCUCAAAAAACGUGCCUGGAGUGAGAACGCGGAGCUGCAAGGAGCUCUAGGUAAGUUACAGCUAUAAAACCGUCUUCUCGCGUCACAUUUUUAUUGUCUUUGAAUGUCUAUCUUGUGCGGUGGCUAUCCCGCAACUCUCCUUUAACUUUGAACCUCGCAUCGCCAGCAUGGCCCCCAAGCACGCAGCCUUCGCUGCGGCCCUUCUCACGUCCGUGGCACACGCCUCGCUGUACGGCGAAUCCAAUGCCAACCACACUUGCGUACUAGAACCAUCGAUCCUCUCUUGCUCCGCAGGCGCCAACCCUUUAAAGGCCGACACCUGCUGCACCGAGACCUUUGGGGGCCUCUUACUGUCCACGCAAUUUUGGUCCACCUACACCGGCCUCGAAUCUGAGGGCCAACUUCUCCCCGCAAAUACCUGGACGUUGCACGGCCUGUGGCCUGACUUCUGCAAUGGCAGCUACACCCAAUACUGCGACCUGACCCGCCAAUACGACCCAGCUCCCAGCCCCAACACCACGACUGGUCUUCCCAACGGCACCGCCGUACCAGCCUAUAAGGGCCCAAGUAUCGACACCUUCCUCACCCCAUUCGGCAAGUACGACCUCCUCAGCUGGAUGAAUACGUAUUGGAUCAACCAGGGUGCGCCCAACACCGACUUCUGGGCCCACGAGUUCUCCAAGCAUGCGACCUGCUUCUCGACCUUUGAUGUCCCGUGCUAUGGACCUGAGUAUCGCCAGCACGAGGAGGUCGUCGACUUCUUCGAGACCGCGAUCCAAUACUACAAGCGCCUUCCGACCUGGUCGUGGCUGAGCGAGGCGAAGAUCACGCCCAGUAACAGCACUCAGUAUACCUUGUCGGACAUUCAAGGCCAACUGACGAAGAAGUACGGCGCCACACCCUACAUAGGGUGCUCCGGGCCCCGGUACAACACGACCGAGGCAGGGAAGAACAGUACCGACACUGGUCGCACGGUGGUGAGCGAGGUGUGGUAUUAUAGCCACGUUGUGGGCCGCCCUCAGGAGGGAAAUUCGCUUCCGGUCAACGCGACGACGCCCAACUCAAGCUGUGCGAAGGCCAAGGGUGCCUUGUGGUACUAUGAGAUGACUCCGGGCUCUGUGAGGUCCGGAUCGAAGUAAAUGUUCUUGCUUCGGUCAUGAGGAGUCGCCGACGGAGCCGCGAUUACGGAAGUGGAUUAUACAUAAUGUCUGAUGAAGUUGCACACACGAGCAUGUAUAUAAUUUGAGUCCUGACUCAGGCAAAGCACACCGGCAUGGUAUACGGAGUAAUCGAUACCGCUAUCACAAGUUCAAGUUGAACGCAAGGAUGGACAAUAACGCCGAAUCUACAUCCCGACCUAAUCCUCGCAUCACAUGGGCAACAUGCAAGUCACACCAUGAGAAAAUCAAGAGAAGACUUUAAGUUUGCCUAUAUCCUCUGCCGCAUAUUUUACUACGAUCACUCUCCUUGUAACUACCACAGAAACACUGCCCAGAGAGAGGAGCCACGUUACAAACCACUGUCCGCCCCGAAAAAGGCGAGCAAAAAGUGGAACAGAGCGGCAAGCGACGUCCCUCUAGGGCAGUCUCUCACAAUGGUAAACAUAUCCAUGGAAUAUCUCCAGUCAGUCACUGAGAAAAUUGCAGGGGC